Molecule: messenger RNA, 1883 nt
Organism: Paramecium sonneborni
Lineage: Eukaryota; Ciliophora; Oligohymenophorea; Peniculida; Parameciidae
Source: the annotation of a GenBank genome assembly
CCUAAUGUUUUCUAAGUCCAAAAAAGAAGAACCAAAAUAGAAAUUCACCUUAACCCUUGUAUUUAUUGUUUAUUUAGCCUAGUAACAAUUAGAUAUUCUAUUAAUGAAAGCUAAAUAAUAUAUUAAUAUUGACAAAGAUAAAAAGAUAAAUGAUGCCUUGGAUUAAGAAAAAAGAUUACUUGCUAUGCUCAAAGCACCUUAAAGAAAUAGAAAGGAUGAAGAAGUACAAGUCAUUAAAAUUGCCAAUCUCGUUAAUAAGAUUGAAGCAUAUGAGAAAGCUAUUAUGUAUAAAAAAUUAAUAUAUUCCUCUUAGUUAAAUAUCCAACUUAGAUCAAUUCAAGGGUUAGAUUAUAACAAGUUAAGGGGACUCUACCAAAGUCGCACAAUUCAUUCCGUAAAAUUUCUAUCUCUAUUGUUAGUUAUAUCGCCAGUGUUUGUUACUAUAUUGAAAAUAGUGGUGAUUUAAGGGGGGCUGUUGAUCUCAAAUAAAAUCUGAAUGAUUAUUAUGGCUGUGAUAUUGUCAAUAAAUUUGACUAAUCGGUUGAUCCUAGUGCUAAACUACUCUUUGGUAUUUUAAAUAUCUAAUCUCCAUCUGUUUAAAAAUAUGCAUAAGAUUUUAGUAAAAAAUAUUAGGUUCUUGAUGUUCCAGGAUUAAUCUAUUAGCCAUAACAAUAAUAACAAUCUUAUAAUCCUAAUUAAUACCCUUAAUAAAUUCCUUAGUAAGGAGGUACAGGUUAUCCAUACUAAGGUGGUGCGGGUUAUCCAUAAUAAGGUGGAUAUCCAUAAUAAGGUGGAUAUCCAUAAUAAGGUGUAUAUCCUUAAUAAGGUGGAUAUCCUUAAUAAGGUGGAUAUCCUUAAUAAGGUGGAUAUCCUUAAUAAGGCGGAUAUCCAUAAUAAGGUGGCGGAUAAUAAUAGUAAAUUAUUGGAUAACAGUAAUCAAAUUUAUAAUAACAAUAAUACCAACAUUAAUAAUCUUAACAUUAUUAAUAAUAAAUAUCAUAAAAUAACUUUUAUCCUAAUCCUUAUGAGCAAAUAAAACCUUUUGGUUAAUAAAAUAUUUAUUAAAAUAAUCCUAAUCAAUUUUAACCUUAGAUAUCUCAGCCUCAAAUAAUUGGGAUGCUAUAAAAAUAAUCUUCGAAUUAUAAUUAUCCAUUAGAAUAAUAAUCAGUUUAUAAUAAUAACUAAUAGGUUUAAAAAACUCAUUUAGAAUUUGUUCCUUUAUAAUAAUAAUAAUAAUAAUAAUAAUAAUAAUAAUCAUAAUAAUAAUAAUAAUCAUAAUAAUAAUAAUAAUCAUAAUAAUAAUAAUAAUCAUAAUAAUAAUAAUAAUAAUAAUAAUAAUAAUAAUCUGUAGAUCCAUUUGCAAUUUUGAAUCAACCAAGAUAUUAAAUGGUUGAUUUGCCUCCUAUAAAUUAAUAAUCAUAAGUACAACCUUUUAAUCCAUAGAACUAAAGUAAAAAUGGUUUUAAUUAAAACUAACAAGUUUCUAAUAUUCAGUAAUCUCAAAAUUAAAGUAAUUUAUUAUUAUCAAAUUAUUAGCCAAUAAUAUAAACUUUGGAUCAAACUAAUUUAUAUAGAAUAACUAACAUUUAAGUGGAAGUAAGUUUAGAUAAUAAAUUUAGCAUAAUUAUCCGAUCCUCUGAGUAGUUAAUUGAGUAGUGAGCACAUUUUUGAAACAAAAACACUUAAUUAAGAAAUGGCACAUAGCUAGCCUCUUCCAAUAGAAAAAUCUUUGGAGAUUAAGAUUAUAAAUCACGAUUUGCGUUCUUUGGAAAUAAUGCAUAAAUAUAAAAAUGGGUCAGGUUAAUCAACUAAGUAGUCAUUGAAUUAAUUAUAAAACAUUGGUUUAAGUAUUUGAGAGAAUGAUGCAUAUAUUUUUCAAGGAU